AUGCAGUAUUCCUGGCUGCCACAGGAGCGACGUGAACCCGUUAUCCGGGAGAGACCACCAGUGGUCAUCUCCAGGAGUCGCUUCCAACGAAUCUGUGCCAAUGCCAGCCAGGCAGCCAAACAGGAGCAACUGCAUCUGCAGCAGCUGCGCCAUGAGGCUGACGAGAAACUCCGCAUUGGCGGCGAGGAGCUUCUCAAAAAAUUCGCUGGUCGCAAUCUGUGCAUCUCCCGGGAGGAGGAGUGUGCCCGGGAGUUGCAGCAGAAACAGAAUCAAGAACUCGAAGCCAAACGCCUGGCGGAGGAGGAGACCAAGGCAUCGCGCCUGGAGCAUCAGAAAACCCGUCAAAAGCGCAUAGAGGCAGCUCAGCAGCUGUUGGAGCAACUGCGUCCUGGUCCCCGAGAGCUACAGUGUGCCCGGCUGCAGAGUGAGGUCCUGCGAAGCGUCAACGCCCAGCGACAGGUGCAGGCGGAGUUUGCCAAGGCCAAUCAAAGGCAGGCGGAUCUAGACAGGCAGGUGUAUCAGGAGCAGGUGUUCCGAGGCUUUGAAGAGGCCCAAAAGCGUCACGCGGAGCACUGCCAGCAGCUGGGCGAGCACAAAAAGGAGCUGCUGCAGGCCAUUGCGGAGAGGGAAAGGGAAAGACAGGCCGCUAAAGCCGAGGAGCUGGAGCAAUCCCGCCUAGAACGGGAGCGCAAUCAGCGCCAGUUGAAGGAGCAGCAGGACAAGGAGAAGGAGCAACAAGCAGCCAAGCAACGCCAGAAGAGGGAAGAGGCUCUGGCCUCCCUGGCCAUGUCCGAGCAGCGCCAGCAGCGUCUCCAAAUGCUGGAGGAAGUGGAGCAGGUGCAGUGCGAUAUCCACAACCAGGCCAAGGGACACCUGGAGAAGCUCAAGCGGGACAGGGCCAAGGAGCGCGUGCAGCAGCGAAUUCAGCGGAAUGAAAAGCUAGCGAAGGAGCUGGCUCCUCGCCUUCACUACAGCGCUCGUGAGGAUGAGGAGCGCCAUAAGCGUCAGCUGGAGGAAAUGCGAAAGAUUCAUUCUGCAGAGCAGGCCAAGAAGAGAGAAGUCCAAGAGCGGGCCAAAAACGCUCGUUUGGCAAUCCAAAAAGAGGAGGAGGAACUGGCUCGGAAGAUCAAGCAGCAAGAGGAGGAAGACCGCCGUGAGGCUGUGGAACUUCGCCUCCAGAACGACCACACCAAUGUCCAGUUCAAGCGGCAGCAGCGUCAGGAGCAAUUACAACGCAUGAAGGAUCUACGCAAACAGCUGGACGAACAGGUGAAGAAACGCAUCGAGGAGGAAACGCGUCCGGACACCAACUACAACAGGGAGGCCCAGUUGGAGGAGCUACGCGAGGAUGCGUUCUUCUUUGACUAUGCCCGCCAGUUGAUGGGCGAGGCCACGGCCAAGGGUUGCCCACUGAAGCCAUUUGUUCGAGCUGUUGGUCAGUACAAAAAUGAUAAUCGUAUUGGAGCAGGGAUACGUGUUCCAGCUCACAUGGUCACACACCUGCCAAUGGGCAGACGCACUGAAGGCGAUAGUAAGGCGGAGGGCAAGGCCAAGCCUGCUUCGGAACUGGAACCCAAUGCGGAGAAGCUGAGCCAGGAGGAGCAGCUCCAAAGACAGAAGAUUGAAGAGAAUAUCAAGAAGAUUGAGGAGUUGAUUUUGCAGGAGCAAAAAGCUAAGAAGGAGGCCAAGGAUGUGGAAGGGGAAAAGUAAAGAAUAUUACUUUUAUAUUUGUAAGAUACCUUUUUUAUAUCUAAGAAAAUUUAAGAAAUUUUAUUAGUAAUAAAAUAUAGCUAACAACAUUAAAGAAACCUCAAAACAAAACUGUUGAAAAUGAAACCCACCAACUUGACUUGGUUUGCGGUUAAGUUUGGCUGUAACUUGAAGGCAAAAUAUU
Messenger RNA from Drosophila kikkawai, 1894 nucleotides. Its product is annotated as trichohyalin. Lineage: Eukaryota; Metazoa; Arthropoda; Insecta; Diptera; Drosophilidae. The record is from RefSeq and is a predicted model, not a curated record.